Messenger RNA from Penicillium atrosanguineum, 762 nucleotides. Its product is annotated as GNAT family N-acetyltransferase. Bases 1 to 762 code for a protein of 253 amino acids. The transcript has a single exon. Lineage: Eukaryota; Fungi; Ascomycota; Eurotiomycetes; Eurotiales; Aspergillaceae. The record is from RefSeq and is a predicted model, not a curated record. Gene Ontology annotation, molecular function: acyltransferase activity, transferring groups other than amino-acyl groups.
AUGGGUGCCCGGCACCUUGACUCAGGGGAGGUCAUCCUAAUCCCCAAGACCUCCACUUCCCCAGCGCAUCUUAACUCAGUCGCAAAUCGAUACAAGGAUAUCCGACUACAUGGUCUCAAGGUUGAUCCAGAAUCAUUCUCCUCGACAUAUGAGUUCGAGUCUCAAUUCUCCUCGGAUGUAUGGCUAUCACGAAUUCAGAACCCACUCGGCAAGACUUUCGCUGCCGUAAUAGAUUCCGGUGCCGAGUCUGAUGAUCGAAAAAUUAAAUUAUGUCCAUUGGAGAUCGAAGAUGCCCCUGAUACGGUUCAGAGCCUGCUCAAAAAGGAAUGGGUGGGCGUCGCGACCCUCAUAGGGCCAGUACCAUUUUCCAGCGAGGGCGACGCCACGAGACAGAAACCCUGGGAUGCUUUUAUCAAAGAUGGAAAAUACCAAAUACCGUCCAACCCGAUUGAACCCGGCAAUCUGAACGGUGCUCAUAUCGUUUAUGUGAUCGUGGGCAUGUUUGUUCUACCUCAUGCUCGUCGCAAGGGGCAUGCUCAUCGGCUACUUGAGGCCAUCAUCAAAGCGGCAGAGGAUGAAUCUAAACUCUUCAGAGCAUCCAAGACUAGCGUCACUGUCCAGGCUGAGCCUGGCAACGUUGGUGCGAAGCAAUUGUAUGAGAAAACGGGCUUUGAAACAUGGGAUGAUGUAUUGAUAGAAAAUCGACGCGGGGGUUCAUCCAACGCGGUGUCUUUGGUGAUGGAGAUGGAGGCCAAGAUGUGA